Messenger RNA from Caenorhabditis auriculariae, 4159 nucleotides. NCBI's taxonomy places the organism in Eukaryota, Metazoa, Nematoda, Chromadorea, Rhabditida, Rhabditidae. The record is from the annotation of a GenBank genome assembly.
AUGUCAUCGAAGUACGCUCGGAAGAGGAAGGGCUUCGACGAGGACACUUCUGAAGAAGGUCAAAGGAUGCGAGAGCGUGGGGCCUCGCGAAAAGAUCGCUCUUCUUCUCGAUCUGUUUCACCACCUAAAUCCAAAAAAAGUCUGAUUGCUGUUUCUUAUUUAUAUAAAUAAAAUUUUCAGAGCCAAUAGAGAAGCGGAAGAAGAUCGCAGUGAGCCGUAAGUUUUUUGCUCUUAUUCUUAUUAUUAUUGCAAAGUAAUGUUAUAAAAAGGAAUUAGUGAUAAAAGAUACUUUUGUAUUCAGCUGGAAUAAAUAUAUUUCUAGUGAUAUAAGUAGAAAUGAUAGAAAUUUAAGCGAGGAAAGUUGUUUUCAGAGCGGACUCUAUGUCCAUCGAAGAAACGAACAAACUUCGUGCGUCACUUGGCCUCGCACCAUUAGAAGUUGAUGACACACCCAAGGUUAGAAAUAUAAUUUUGAUGCCAAAUAUCUCUUUUUAUUUAGGUUCGCGAUGCUGAAGAUGGGACAAACGAGCAAAUAAUCAAUGAAGAUGGCUUCGAGUUUCGGCACCGCAAGGCUGAGAACUUAGCAGAGAAGAAACGUGAACAGAGCGUUAAAGAGAAACUUGAGGUGAGAUAUUAUUUCUCUGAAAAUUGUUCAUGAAAAAGGUUCUAGGUGUCAAAAGCCAAGCGAGAAAUCUACGCAAAGGUUUUGAAAGAGAAGAAACUUGCUGAUGAUUCGGAUGAUGAGGGGUCGGCAUCUAAUUGGGUAGAAAGAAUGAGAAGGAAGGAAGAAGAGGAGAAGAGAAAAGCGGAAGAAAGAGCAAAAACUUUGGACGCGAUGGACGAAGAAAUAGAGGGGCAUGCGGUAGCAGAGGAAAAUAAGAACAAGAAGGCGGUUGGUGGUUCUAUUCACUGUCUGAGCAAUUUUCACGUUUAGAAAAAACCAAGAGGACCCAACGCUACUGCCGGGUUGAUAGUUGGACAUUCUCGCGAAGCUUUCGUGGAAGGCGCUGAACAUCAGAUUCUGGUCUUAGAAGACAAAGGUUCAUUUUUAUUCAUAUUUCCGUUUUCAACUCUAUUCGCAGGUGUUCUUGACGAGGGAGACGAAGUUCUGGUCAAUCCGAACCUCAUCGACAACGAAAGAACAGCUCGCAACGUCGAACUUCGCAAAAGAAAAGAUCCUUAUCGCAACUUUGACGAGGACGUUGACAAGGAUGGAAACGUGAAAGAUCUAUAAGUUUAUAUAUUUAAGUCUUUUUUUUCAGUUGAAAAGCUUCGGCGUUUUGGCGAAAUACGAUGAAGAGCUCGAAGGAGUUCAAAGAGAGAAAUUCCGACUGGAUGACAGGGGCGGCGUAGACAUGGAGCGAGAACAAAGGUAAACGAAUCAAUUGUAUUAUUAAAGUGAAAGAGAAUGAUUUUUCCAGAGAACUGGCAAUGAGGAAACAACUAGAAAUGGCUGGCAAAAAAUUGGUCAGUCUCGAUACUCCCAAGUAUCAGCUAGCCAGUGAAUUCUACACAGCGGUAAUCGAAAAUUGAUCUUUUUGGCUCAUCAAGUUUUAUUUUAGGAAGAAAUGAUAGCUUUUCGGAAGCCCAAGAAGGGAAACAAGGAGAAAAUGCGUAAAAGAACUAAAAUUCUCAAAGCUUCUGAUUUGGUUCCUGAUGAGCCCGCUGGAGAGUAAGUUUUUAUGUGCAAUAAGAUUUUUUCCCUUUGUAUGGUCUUGACUGCUUCAAUUGUGACAAUAUCAUAAUUUUCAUCUCUUCAGACGGAAUCUUGGUCGUCGACGUCAACGAGAUGCAGAUGAGGAUGAGGAAAUGCCUGAAAAUGGCAAAAAUAAAGUCAAAGUAGGCUUUUUUGUUUUUAAGCAUUUCAUUCCAAAUUAUUGCAAGUCACAAUCUCUCUGGAUGUUUCAGUCGGAGGAUGAAGAAGAUGGCGAAAUCAAGAAAGAGCCGCAGAACGACGGCGAAGACGAACCGCAAAACAAAAGCUGGAAAAAGGCUAUGCAUGGAAACGGCGUUGAUCUUGAGCGUCUGAGGAAGUUCAAAGAGCGAGCGGCACGAGAAAGCGAUGAGGAUAGCGAUGGUUUGUUUUAAAUUGGAAGACUAAAUGUGAAUCACAAAAAUGAGUCUCAAAAAAUAAAAUUAAUAAAACAGAUUGCUGUAAUGAAGAAGAACUAGGUUGAAGAUAAAAAAAUUACUCAUUGAAUGCAUCUUUUCCGCGCUUUUUAUAACAUAUUAAAAUGUUUUAUUGACACAGUUAAGAUUGGAAAUUCUGAGUUUUUGUCAUGCUGACGAAAAUCUAUCAUUGUGUUCAGGUAGAACUAUCUGGCCAGCUUAAAUUGAUUUUUCGAAAUUGAAAUUUGUUUGCAGACGAAAUGCAUGGAGGUGUUGAUCUGACUGGUGUGGUUAUUGACGACGACGCUCAAAAUGAACUGUAUUCUGUGUUGGAGAGGACCAGAAAAGUGAAAAGACUCGUUUCCGCCUCGAAUGGCGAUGACGAUGUCGGCAAAAAGGUUUUUUGUCCAGUACCAAAGAAAAAACAUGGUUUUUUUUUAAUUUUAUGAGAAUUUUUGAAUGAAAGUUACGAGAACUACUAGGAAUUAAAUAAAUUUUAUUUUUUGAUCGGAUUUGAUCACUGCAACUUGAAUACUUUUCAAGGUUCAAGAAAUGCUAAACUCGCACGGAGUGAAGAUGGAAGUGGACGACGAGGAUGAGGUUGAAGCUCCGCUGAAAGAUGGCGCUCUCUACAUCGAUUCGACUAUGGAGUAUUGCCGGAAUAUUGGUUCGUGAAUUUGUUAUAUAAGCCGUAUUUGAAUAAUUUUCUUGCUAUAGGAGAAAUUCCUACCUACGGACUGGCGGGUAACAGAGACGAUUCGAUUGAUGUCUCGGAAAUGAGAAAAGUAGAGGAUGUCAAGCAGGUGAAAGAAGAGGUCGAGGACGAGUCCGAAGGCUUCAAGUUUGUAGUUUUCCACUUCUUAACAAAAAUUCGGAUUGUUCAGACGAUGGAAAAGGGCUCAAGUCGAUCGAGAGCUUCGCAAGAAGCAAAAACGCGCCGAAGAGGACAGGUUAGUGCAAUUUCAGUAGUUUUGUUAGCAAUUGUUGUGUUUUUAGGGGCGGAUGGCUGGCCGCAGGAGAACCAAUGCCUGGAUCUUCUUCCGCCCGACUGGACAGCGAGGAUGAAGAAGAGCUCGAAAAGGCUAAGAAUAUGGUUGCCCUAGUCAAUUCAGCGAAUUUCAUAAUUGUACUUUGCAGGAAUGGUCGGAUGAUGACGAUGAGGAAGGGGCUCCUGAAUACGAAAACGUCCUCGGAAAAGAGGCUGACGUCUCCAAAGGCGUAGGUGCCAUGCUCAAGCUUGCUGCCCAGAAGGUUCUAUCAUAGUUUCAUUAAUCUUUACGAUGUUAUUUUAGGGAUACUUGACUGAUCCCAACGCGAAAAAGUACACUGGCCCGAAUUUGGACCACUUGAAAAAUCGUUCCAAGUCUCAAAUCGAUGCUGGAAAAUAGUGAGUUUUUUUUUGUCUAAUGUAUGAUUUCUGCAUCUCGGAUAAAGUAGUGACUGCUCUAGAGGAAAGGGAACUGAAAAACAUUUCUUCCCAGAUCAUUUUAUCGUUUAGUGAUAUCGAAGACAAGUACAUGAAAAAGUUGGAUCGCCUUGGAACGACUGGGCGUGGACCCAUUCAAGCUUUCCCAGAGAAGAAAGAUUAUAAUCCUGAGGUAUAUUUUUUUCAGGCCAUUGAAAUUCUGACACGAUUUACAGAUCACAAUUUGCUAUGUGGACAAAAAAGGACGGGAUAUGGAUGCAAAAGAUGCUUACAGAGAGCUUUCUUACAAGUAAAUAGUUCAAAGAUAACUGCCAUUCAUCAAUCUAUUUUAAAGAUUCCACGGUCGUAAUCCGGGUAAAAAGCAACUUGAGAAGCGUUCACACAAACGCGAAAAACAGGAACGUCUUCUUCAUGUUCGUUUUGUCCGUCAUGGAAAAUGAGAAUCUUGUCCAUUUUCAGACCAACAGUUAUGACACGCCCUUGGGAACGCUGAGCAAGCAACUGAAGAAGCAAAAGCAGCUUCAGACGCCUUAUUUGGUCCUCAGCGGCUCUACUGAUCAGUUAGUUUCUGUUUUUUGUCGUCAAAAUAUUUUUUUUUUCAGCUCAAGCCUGAAAAAGGAGUAA